Paramecium tetraurelia is the source of this 921-nucleotide messenger RNA. RefSeq lists its product as uncharacterized. Lineage: Eukaryota; Ciliophora; Oligohymenophorea; Peniculida; Parameciidae. Gene Ontology annotation, biological process: intraciliary transport. Gene Ontology annotation, molecular function: protein binding; intraciliary transport particle B binding. The record is from RefSeq and is a predicted model, not a curated record. Gene Ontology annotation, cellular component: axonemal microtubule; intraciliary transport particle B. The transcript has 3 exons.
AUGCAACCGGUCUAACCUAUUGCAGAGGGAUAGCGAACAAAAAUCAUAUAUACGCUGAUUAAGGAUCAAAAGUACAGGGAGGCUAUAAAUUAUUUGAACUACGAGUUGCAAUUUUGUCCUAAGAGCAGGGCACUCUCUUUGCUUGCAUAUUGUCACUACAUGAAUUAGGAUUUCACUUCUGCGGUUGGGAUUUAUGAGUAAUUGGUGAAAUAUUAUCCUGAGAUCGAUGAUUAUAAGAUUUAUUUGGCCUAGUCGUAUUACAAGGAUAGUCUUUACGAUGAGGCUUUGAAAGUGUGUGCUUCAAUUGAGAAUCCACAAUAUUAGGGCAAGAUGGUGCAAUUGCAAGCUCUGAUUCGAUACGAGAAGAGUGAAUUUCAACACGCGAAGACAUUGUUAAAAUAAAAUAACAUGGACGAUCCAGACUCAGUCAUUAAUGAAGGGUGCAUUUUAUUCAAGGAGAAUAAGUUCGACGAGGCAAGACAACGAUUUCAGGAUGGAAUGAAUUUGACUGGUUACUCUUGUGAAUUGGCCUACAACAUAGCUCUGUGUUAUUACAAGUAAAAGUAAUUGGCUCAAUCUCUCAAAUACAUAGCUGAGAUCAUUGAGAGGGGAGUAAGAGAAAGACCAGAUUUGGGAGUAGGCUCAAAUGCAGAAGGAAUCGAAGUCAAGAGUGUUGGUAAUUCCUAAGCAUUGAAGGAGUCUGCUCUGAUUGAAGCCUUCAAUUUAAAGGCAGCCAUCGAAUACUCUAUCAAAAACUAUGAUGCAGCAAAAGAAGCCUUGGUUGACAUGCCUCCAAGAGAAGAGGAUGAAUUGGAUCCCUGUUACUUUGAUGAAUCAAGCCUUGAUGAACGUAGAGGAGAAAACAGCAGAGGGAUUUAAAAAGUUGAAUCACUUAUUACAAAAUCCACCAUUCCCUCCUGA